AUGGUGGUUACCAAGUUUUGGCGGACGGGUUUUUGGAUUUUAUUGUGUGUGGCUCUGGAGUCUGUUGUGGGUUGGGAAGUACUUGGACACCAUGAGAAGAGUAGUGACGAACCAGUGAAGAAACCAGAGUGGGUUAUUGAUGGUAACCGGGGAUCUAUUAGCAGAGGGAAAGAUGAGGGUGGUUUUGGUCAUUCUUUUAGUUUUGGUAGGGGUGUGAGAUUUAGCUUUAGCUAUGGAAAUCCUGUUACUAGUGCUGGUAGUAAGCCAGAUUGUGAAGGUAAUGGGAGUGGUGACGGUGGCAGAGGGAUUGGAGUUGGUGGUGGUGGUAAUGGAAAAAAUCAUAAGAAAAAGGAGAAAAAACAUCAUCAUGGUGGUGGAAUUGGAGGAGGUAGUGGUGAAGGCGUUGGGCAAGGGAUUGGCAAUAGAGGAGGAGGAGGAGGAGGAGGAGGAGGAGGAGGAGUUGGGGGAGGAAAUGGUGAGGGUAGUAGCUUUGGUGGCGGAGGAAUUGGCAAAGGGGGUGGCAGAGGUGGCACAAACGGGGUGGUUGGCAAAGGGGUCGGUGGGGGCGCAGGCAGAGGUAAUGGAGGGGCUAUUGGUGGUGGUGGUAGUGGCUUUGGUGGCGGUGGCGGUGAAGGUGGUGGUGGUGGGAUCGGAGGUGGCGGGGGAUUUGGUGGUGGUGGUGGGGGCGGGUGGGGAGGCAUUGGCGAAGGGUUUGGUGGUGGAGCAGGCGGAGGGACUGAUGGGGGUAACGGCUGGGGGGGUGGUGGUGGGUUCGGAGGAGGAGUUGGUGGCGGCUUCGGAGAAGGCUUCGGAGGUGGUGUUGGUGGAGGUAGUGGCGGAGGAGGAGGAUUCGGAGGUGGCGGCGGCGGUGGUGGCGGAUUUAAGACUCGUCAUGGAUGA
Molecule: messenger RNA, 900 nt
Organism: Carica papaya (papaya)
Lineage: Eukaryota; Viridiplantae; Streptophyta; Magnoliopsida; Brassicales; Caricaceae
Source: RefSeq, a predicted model, not a curated record